UUUGUAUUGCCUGACACGGUCACACUACCCAAAAAAAGCGGGAGUUCUUUGAAAUAGUUUGUUCACGUUGUUGUUUUCUAAAAAUUCCCAAAAUUGGAAAAUGCCACGCCACGGGAACGCCAAGCGCGGCCCCAAAUCGACGGUGAACAAUUCAAGGCCGCAAACCGACGACGACACAUGCUUCCGCUCGCCGGAACCAGAAGACGGCACCGACUACGGCCUGGAAUUUACCACCAGCCAACAGACGCAACGGGAGGACAACAGUCGUCGUUCCUCGACGAUGCGCAAGGACGCCGAACGGAGGCAUCCGCCAGCGAAUAGGACCUCCACCAGCGACGAGGGGGAUGAUGAGGAUCAGGAAAAUCGCGGUCCGGCAGCCGCGUCGACGCGGUCGCGUCGGAUGACCGUGCGCCCAGAAACCAGAACGCGGGCGCCGAGACCAGUUGCCGCACAGAACCAGAACCAAACCAGGCAACGCAAAAUGCGCAAUCCCAUAAGCAGGACCAAUAGGCUGAAUCGCGAGAUACUGCGGCUGCAGAACCAUCCCGGCACACUUAUACCCAAGCUGCCGUUUGCGCGUCUGGUGCGCGAGUUCAUCGUGAAGUACAGCGAUGAAGCACCGUUGAGGGUCACCGAGGGCGCCUUAAUUGCCAUGCAGGAGUCCUGCGAGAUGUUCUUGACGCAGCGGCUCGAGGACUCCUACAUGCUAACCAAGCAUCGCAAUCGCGUCACACUGGAGGUGCGCGACAUGGCCCUGAUGGCCUACAUCUGCGACCGAAAUCGGUCAAGUUAAAAAUAUUUAAGGUCAAAAUUUAGCCCCUUUAAUUUGAAUAGUUUUAAGUGUUUGCAAAAACAAAUAGAUCUAAGUUUGUUAAUUCCCAAUUUUUAUUUUAUUAUUUACUUCUAUCUAAAUACUUUUGGCAACAAUCUUUCGAGUUGCUGCAACCAAAAUUUUGUUUUCGCUCGACUGUCGGAUGUGGAAACGAAUUCCGCAUAUCGGCAUGAAUCCGCAAAUAAAGAACACGGCAUAAAUUUA
Molecule: messenger RNA, 1036 nt
Organism: Drosophila santomea
Lineage: Eukaryota; Metazoa; Arthropoda; Insecta; Diptera; Drosophilidae
Product: histone H3-like centromeric protein cid
Exons: 1
Coding region: 101-793 (230 amino acids)
Cellular component (GO): nucleosome
Molecular function (GO): DNA binding; structural constituent of chromatin; protein heterodimerization activity
Source: RefSeq, a predicted model, not a curated record